Messenger RNA from Saccoglossus kowalevskii, 4374 nucleotides. RefSeq names its product cytoplasmic FMR1-interacting protein 2-like. The record is from RefSeq and is a predicted model, not a curated record. Lineage: Eukaryota; Metazoa; Hemichordata; Enteropneusta; Harrimaniidae. Gene Ontology annotation, molecular function: small GTPase binding. Gene Ontology annotation, biological process: regulation of actin filament polymerization.
AUGCCGUGUGGAGGUUGCAGAACAUCAAAACGCCAGACAAAAAUGCAGGAACGCAUCAAGGGACUCAAAUCUGAGCUCCGUCAAACUAGAAAGAAGUGCAAAGCAAUUUAUAAAGCAAAAUUAAAACAGAAAGCGAAAAUCUCAAGGAUCUUUGGAAAAAAACAGACUCAAGGCUUGUCAAGAGAUGGAAUAAGAGAAUGCAAGUGGAUAUCAAGUAUUAAUGAAAUGUUAGAAGAGGGCAGUGAGUAUGCCGUCAUGCUGUAUACAUGGAGAAGCUGUGCUAGAGCCAUUCCUGCAAUUAAAUCUAAUGAGCAACCCAACAGAGUUGAGAUUUACGAGAAGACUGUGGGAGUAUUGGAACCCGAAGUGUCAAAGUUGAUGAAUUUUAUGUACUUUCAAAGGAAAGUGGUUGAAAGGUUUUGCUCUGAAGUCAAGCGUUUAUGUCAUCACGGUAAGAGGAAUGACUUUGUAUCAGAAGCCUAUCUAUUGACAUUAGGCAAAUUUCUCAAUAUGUUCGCUGUAUUAGAUGCACUGAAGAACAUGAAAUCCAGUAUCAAGAACGACUAUGCUCAGUAUAGAAGAGCUGCUCAGUUUCUGCGAAAGAUGGCAGAUCCUUCGUCAAUUCAAGAAUCUCAAACACUGUCCAUGUUCCUAGCUAACCAUGAUAAGAUAACAAAUACGCUCAAGGAAUAUCUAGAGAAGAUCCCAGGUUACGAGGAGUUGUUAGCAGACAUUGUCAACAUGUGUUCAUUUCAUUAUGAAAAUAAAAUGUAUUUACUGCCCAAUGAAAAGCAUUUACUUCUCAAGGUCAUGGGUUUUUGUUUAUUUUUAAUGGACAGCAAUGUUAGCAAUAUUUAUAAAAUGGACAACAAAAAGAAAAUUAAUAUAGCCAAAAUUGAUAAAUUUUUCAAGCAACUUGAAGUUGUACCACUUUUCGGUGACAUGCAGAUACCAUUGUUUAGCUACAUUAAAAAUGGUCCAAACUAUAGUGAGAACAAAUCGCGAUGGACUUGUGGAAAUAACACCAACGCCAAUUCCCAGUACAACCUUCUAGAGCAGCUUGUGCAUAUACGAGAAAGCCACACUCGAUAUAUCAGUGAACUUGCCAAGCAUAGCAAUGAGGUUGUUACAACAGCUCAAAAGGUGACCAGUAGAUCAGAUGAAGAAAAUAAACAUCUUCGUGACUUAGCUUUAAAAGGAGUUCAAUUGUUAGCUAGCUGGACGUCACUGGUUAUGGAAUUGUAUUCCUGGAAGUUAGUGCAUCCCGUUGACUGUUAUUUUAAUACAUGUCCCAAAGAGGCUGAAGAGUAUGAAAGGGCGACACGGUACAACUACAACAGCGAUGAGAAGUUUGCAUUAAUAGAAGUCAUUGCAAUGAUAAAGGGAUUGCAAGUACUAAUGAAUAGAAUGGAAAGUGUUUUCAUUGAAGCUAUCUUGCGUGCUAUCUACGCUGAAAUACAAGACUUUGUACAGCUGGAUCUACGAGAUCCACUCAGACAAGCGAUUAAAAAAAAGAAAAAACUUAUAGAAAGUAUUAUUAAAUCAGUACGUGAGACAUGUGCUGAUUGGCUGCGUGGUAACGAACCUCAUGAUGACCCGGCACUGCGAGGUGAGAAGGAUCCAAAAACUGGAUAUAACCUGCAUGUACCGCGAAGAAGUGUAGGACCGUCAAGUACACAGCUUUAUAUGAUGAGGACAAUGCUGGAAUCCUUAAUUUCUGAUAAAGGUGGUAGUGGUAAGAAGACACUACGUAAGGAAUUGGACAGCACAGCCUCAGACUCCAUUGAUAGUUUUCAUAAGAAGUCUUUCUUUUAUCAACAUCUUUUAAAUUUUUCAGAUGCUUUACAGCAGUCUUGUGAUCUAUCACAGUUAUGGUACAGGGAAUUUUAUUUGGAACUUACAAUGGGCAAAAGAAUACAGUUUCCUAUAGAGAUGUCCAUGCCGUGGAUAUUAACAGAUCAUAUAUUAGAAACUAAAGAACCCUGCAUGAUGGAGUAUGUCUUGUAUCCACUAGAUUUAUAUAGCGACAGUGCUCACUAUGCAUUAAUUAAAUUUAAGAAGCAAUUUCUUUAUGAUGAAAUAGAGGCUGAGGUGAAUUUAUGCUUUGAUCAGUUUGUGUAUAAAUUGAGUGAUCAGAUAUUCGGUUAUUAUAAAGCACAGGCAGGAAGCAUAUUAUUGGAUAAGAGAUUCCGAGCAGAUUGUGGUGCACAUGGUAUUCAUAUACCAUACCCACCACCAAAUAGAUAUGAGACAUUACUGAAACAAAGACAUGUCCAGCUUCUUGGGCGAUCCAUAGAUCUGAACCGACUGAUAACGCAGCGUAUUAGUAGUGCCAUGCAAAAAUCCUUGGAAUUAGCAAUAAAUAGAUUUGAAAGUGGGGACAUAACCGGCAUUAUGGAGCUGGAAGGUCUGUUAGAUGUUAAUCGACUUACACACAAAUUGCUCAGUAAGCAUUUAACGUUAAGUGACUUUGGAUCUAUGUUUCGUGAAGCUAACCACAAUGUCCUGGCUCCCUAUGGUAGAAUUACUUUACAUGUGUUCUGGGAGCUAAACUAUGACUUCCUGCCAAACUAUUGUUUUAAUGCUGCAACAAACAGGUUUGUGUUAACUCGUUAUUCCUAUGUGCAACCGUUGGGUCGUGACAAGCCACCACAUGCAGCCGCACACUACCUUUAUGGAUCCAAGGCUCUUAAUAGUGCUUAUACCAAUAUUUACAGUCUUUACAAUAAUUUUGUGGGGGCACCACAUUUCGAGGCCAUUGUUCGUCUUCUUGGUUACCAGGGUAUUGCUGUGGUGAUGGAGGAACUUCUUAAAAUUGUGAAGAGCUUGCUUCAAGGUACUAUUCUUCAGUAUGUCAAGACAUUAAUGGAAGUCAUGCCUAAAGUAUGUAAAUUACCCAAAUAUGAAUAUGGAUCACCCGGCGUCCUUGGCUACUACCACGCUCACUUGGAGUCAAUUAUCCAGUAUGCUGAGCUCAAGACUGAUGUGUUUCAGAGUUUCAGAGAAGUUGGCAAUGCUGUUUUAUUCUGUCUACUCAUAGAGCAGAGUUUAGCGCAGGAAGAAGUCUGCGACCUCCUGCAUGCUGCUCCAUUCCAAAACAUCAUUCCAAGGCCUUUUGUUAAAGAUGGAGAGAAACUGGAAAGUAAGAUGAAGAAAUUGGAAGGAAAAUAUGCACCCUUACAAGUAGUACCAAUAAUAGAAAAGCUAGGAACUGCUGAGCAAGCACAGAUAGCAAGAGAAGGAGAUUUGUUGACAAAAGAGAGACUUUGCUGCGGCCUAACAAUGUUUGAGAUUGUCUUGACACGGAUAAAGACGUUUCUUGAUGACCCUGUGUGGCAUGGUGAACCCCCAGCUAAUGGUGUAAUGAAUAUAGACGAGUGUACUGAAUUCCAUCGGCUCUGGAGUGCUAUACAAUUUGUCGUUUGUCUGCCACUCAAACUAAACGAGUUCACUGUGGAGGAAUGUUUUGGUGAAGGUUUGAACUGGGCCGGCUGUGUUCUUAUAGUGUUACUCACACAGCAAAGGCGGUUUGAAGCGCUUGAUUUCUGUUACCACGUGCUAAGAGUCCAAAGGGUUGAUGCGAGGGAAGACUCUGUCAAAGGCAUCGCAUUGAAGAGGUUUGUGGACAGAGUUCGGAAAUUUCAAAUUCUCAACUGUCAAAUUUUCUCUAUUCUCAACAAGUACCUGAAAUCCAGUGAUUCUGAUAACUUGCCAGUGGAACAAGUCAGGUGUUAUCAACCUCCAAUACAUCAAUCAGUAGCCAAUAAUAUCUGAGGUGAUUGUGUGUUGAAGUCAAGUAAUGGCCGUCAAGUCCAAGAACCAGUAGUAGCACUCUGUUGAGUGUUUUCACUUCACAGAUAGCCAAAAUCAAUUGAAAUUUGAUUUCCUGUAGCUGUUACAUAUCACUUAAUUGGACAUCUUCACCGUGAAGUAUGAACUAACAGUCAUGUAACCAUGGCAAUGUAUCAGGCAAUACUCUUGCUAUACUGUCUUUCUGCACUAUUUGUCGUAAUAAUAUAUCAUGUAUUUACAACCAAUUGGUUGAGUCGAUGAACAAAAAAAAACUGCCAUACUCUCUCACACUCAUGAUUACACAUUGAGGCUUUAAACCUUGAAACUCAAAAUACAAUUUUUUAUAUUAAUAUAAUUUCUUAAUUCAAUUUCGUGUUUUACCGGGAAAAUAUGUUUACAAUCUUCUGAUUUAUGAUAACGAAUGCUAACAAAAAUUUGUUUAAUUUAGGAUUUCUGUAAAUGUAAAAUAUACUUCAAUGUGUGCUUUAGAGAUAGAUGACAGACAUAGUGCUCUCCAUCCUGGCUCCGCCAUCUCAUUCCCAUCUAACAUACUUUGGAACAGGUGGAUUUACUAUACCAAUA